Molecule: messenger RNA, 2184 nt
Organism: Labrus mixtus (cuckoo wrasse)
Lineage: Eukaryota; Metazoa; Chordata; Actinopteri; Labriformes; Labridae
Gene: tacr1a
Product: tachykinin receptor 1a
Exons: 5
Coding region: 322-1602 (426 amino acids)
Biological process (GO): positive regulation of flagellated sperm motility; G protein-coupled receptor signaling pathway
Cellular component (GO): plasma membrane; sperm midpiece
Molecular function (GO): substance P receptor activity
Source: RefSeq, a predicted model, not a curated record
GAGAGAGAGAGAGAGAGAGAGAGAGAGAGAGAGCAGGGAGCCGAGGACUUGGAAGAGAAUAUCACACACUUGUUCUGAUACCGAGCGUAAAGUUUCCGUUUUCACUCAGGGGCGAGAGCUUGUUUACUGAAUAUUAAUACAAAUACCGAAUGCCAGAAUUUCACAUUUCCAAGACUGUGCACCGAGCUGAGCGCGCAGUGGAGAAUUAGUUCUCUUUGGAUUGUCCUCCUUGCAUGUGGCACCGCGAGCUUUUUACUCUGAAGCGUAAUGAGUUGGUUUUAGCUUCUAUCCAGUGGUGUGACACUGGACUGUGACAGCAGGAUGGAUCCUUUAUUCAACACCACCGACAUACCACGUUUGACCACCGACUCCAACGGCACAAACGGGACCGAGCACCGGAACCAGUUCGUGCAGCCGGUCUGGAGGAUCGCUAUUUGGGCAAUCGCGUACAGUUGCAUAGUGAUCGUGUCCGUGAUGGGUAACAUCAUAGUGAUUUGGAUUAUCAUGGCGCAUAAACGCAUGAGGACUGUGACCAACUAUUUCCUGCUGAACCUGGCGUUCGCCGAAGCAUCCAUGUCCGCCUUCAACACGGUGAUCAACUUCACCUACGCCGUGCACAACGAGUGGUACUUCGGACUGGUCUACUGCCGCUUCCACAAUUUCUUUCCCAUCGCGGCAGUCUUUGCCAGCAUCUACUCUAUGACUGCCAUCGCCCUGGACAGGUACAUGGCCAUCAUCCACCCUCUUCAGCAGCGCAUGUCGUCCACAGAGACCAAGGUGGUGGUGGGUGUCAUCUGGGUGCUUGCCUUGCUCCUGGCCUUCCCUCAGUACUACUACUCCACCACACACCAGCUCCCCGACCGCGUGGUGUGCUACAUCGACUGGCCUGAAUUUACUGGCUGCGACUUCAAAAAGAUGUACUACAUGUGUGUGGCCAUUCUGCUCUACUUCCUUCCCCUGCUGGUGAUGGGUUGUGCUUACCUGGUGGUGGGACUGACCCUCUGGGCGAGUGAGAUCCCUGGAGACUCUUCUGACCGCUACAAGGAGCAGCUGACGGCGAAGCGCAAGGUGGUGAAAAUGAUGAUUGUGGUUGUUUGCACUUUUGCAAUCUGCUGGCUACCCUUCCACAUCUACUUCCUGCUGCACCAGUUCUUUCCUGACAUGUUUGAAGAAAGAUUCAUCCAGCAGGUUUACCUGGCCAUCAUGUGGCUUGCCAUGAGCUCCACUAUGUACAACCCGAUCAUCUACUGCUGCCUCAACGACAGGUUCCGUGCUGGUUUUAAACAAGCUUUCCGCUGCUGCCCCUGUGUGCCUCAAGGCUCUUAUGAAGGUCUGGAACUCAAAUCCACCCGCUACCUCCAGACCCAGACGAGUGUUUACAAGGCCAGCCGGAUGGAGACGACCGUGUCUACAGUUCUCCAGGUUGGAGAGGAUAUGGAGCCGCCAAAGGUCAAGGUGAUGGGAGGUCCAGGUCCUGCAGUCAGGGCCAGACCACAUAGCUCCUCUCUGGAUCUCACUUCAAACGGGUCAUCAUCCAGGAGCGUCUCCAAAACCCUCUCGGAGACGUCCAGUUUCUAUUCUAGCAACAACUUGCAGGAAUAGACUAUGGGCACAGGCUGCUCUUCGAUUGGAGAGCGGGGAGAGAGUGUUUAUCUUCUGCCGGCAUGUGUUGCUGCAGAAGAAAAGUGUGACUUUAUGAGUGUCAGCUUUUCAUGAAUACAUUUUCACUGAGUGUACUGGUAUGUAAUGGGUCAUUUACAUGUGAGAAGUGGAUGUUGUCUUCAUCACGACCUCCUAGGGAACUUUACCUGCGUUACUCAAGCAACUCAAAGGUGAUGGUCGUCAUUAAGACAGGUAUUCUCUGUGCAAUAGAAAACCCACAGUGCAAACAUGAGUGUAUUCCAGUUUAAAGGCUCGGCUGAAGCAGACGCAUGAACCUCCAGUCUUCACAGCUCUGCUUGUCACACCAGUCUCCUCUCAACGCAGACUCCGGGCUCACACCUCCUCAUUCACACAAACUGUGUAGCUCACACGGUUUAUUUUAGAGUUGAGAGAUGACAUUAGACCAGUGUGCUGCGAAUACAGCAUCUCCUUGUUUCAACAGGAAUAUUCUUUGGAAACAAAGAAAGCCUGGCCUCAGGUUCUGAAAUAGUCUAGAAGAAAAAACCUGAGAGGGAGAGGUAG